AGGUAAUAAAACAAGCUUAGCUUAGCGCGGUAGCUUCAACAUUCCCAAAAUGUGGUUUGUGAAAGGAUUCGUAAUUGCGGCUCUACUCGUGGUUGUUUCGGGCUACACAACUAAAAGAAUCGGAUGCAAGUAUCCAGCUUCCAUGCUGGCCAAGAAUACAGCUAAGAAGAAGGGGAAGCCAUAAUGUCUGCGGUAGAAUACUACAAUGGCAAAUAAAAACGAAUGCGAGAAGUCAGAAAUCUCACUUUCUUGUUCUGUAAGAUCAGCAUCAGAAUGGAUGGAAGGACAACGUCCAGCAAAGGUUGCAACAAGGAAUGGCUGCGGCGAGGUUAUAAUCUUAUGGAUGGUACAGCGAUUUUAUGCCGUUAUCCGAAAUCCAAUGGUGCACCAUUCUCUGGAAGUCUAAUGCUUGUGAAUAUACUUAAGUUCAUCGGCUAUUAUUUUUGAUACCUCCGAUGUUAGACAAUUCGAUUUGUUUUAUGUGUUGUAGCGAGGAUCAAAUUCCCUAGUAAUAAC
Cylicocyclus nassatus is the source of this 516-nucleotide messenger RNA. Lineage: Eukaryota; Metazoa; Nematoda; Chromadorea; Rhabditida; Strongylidae. The record is from the annotation of a GenBank genome assembly.